Messenger RNA from Anopheles nili, 3180 nucleotides. It is a transcript of the gene sfl, whose product is annotated as bifunctional heparan sulfate N-deacetylase/N-sulfotransferase. The coding region runs from base 1 to 3180 and encodes 1059 amino acids. Gene Ontology annotation, molecular function: heparan sulfate N-sulfotransferase activity; deacetylase activity. The transcript is spliced from 5 exons. Lineage: Eukaryota; Metazoa; Arthropoda; Insecta; Diptera; Culicidae. Gene Ontology annotation, cellular component: Golgi apparatus. The record is from RefSeq and is a predicted model, not a curated record.
AUGAAAGCAUCGGAAUCCACGGUGCAGCUAUGGAGUGCCACAUCCUCGCCGUCGUCCAGCACCGAGAACCUUUACGGCAGAGCUCACCCCGAUCCGGAAGCUCACCCGCAGCAGUGGGUUGGCGGAGACGGUGCGUCACAGAGGCCAGGACACGAUCAGCAGCAGGGUGCUUCUCCACAGCCUCAUACGACGGCGGAUGCGAGCCUCACAGGCCGGACACAGCCAGCGAACGAACACAUCACGCUCAACCUUGCCGGCUCAUCAGCUGAUCUCCGGAGCAUGAAGGGUGGUGGACGACCACGGGCCAGCAGUCGGUCGUCCGAUCUGCAUUCGUCCGUGAGUGCGCCAGUGACGGGUGAAGCUUUCUACGGUGUCAGUGUCGCGCCGUCAAGCGCCGCGUUCGGUCUAACUAGUGUAAAUAGCAAUCACGGUAGCGGUGGGUUGUCCGGGUCCGGUGGCCGCAACCGACACGGCGGUUACAACGGUAGCUACAGCAACGGUGGCAUUGCUGGGUUCAGCAUUAACGGCACCGGCGGGGACCGGAGUUCUUGCCUGCCUGUGCUUUCGUUGUGCUACAUCAGCCGGAUGCGCAUGUUUGUGAUGCUGCUCGCGUUGACCUGCAUCAGCGUGUUUCUGUUCGCACAGAGCAUGGACAGUUCACCGAUCACUAGUCUUAUGCAUCGGGAAGCACGGCCACCGGCGCCACAGAUCCACUGCCGGAUGCUGAACGGAAAACCCGCAAUCGAUGGAGCACUAACGCCGGACCACCGUUCCGAGGCUCGGCUGCGCAUCGACCCGAAGGUGCUGGUUUUCGUCGAGACGACGUACACGCAGCUCGGCAAGAGCAUCACCGAGCUGCUCGUACACAAUCGCAUCAAGUACAAAGUGGAAGUGGCGGGAAAAAGCCUGCCAGUGCUGACGAACCAGGACAAAGGCCGGUACGGUGUGAUCGUGUUCGAAAACCUGGACAAAUAUCUCAACAUGGACAACUGGAACCGGCAGCUGCUGGACAAAUACUGCCGGGACUACUCGGUCGGUAUCAUCGGGUUCGUGAGUCCCAGCGAGGAAACGCUAGUCGGCGCUCAGUUGCGCGGUUUUCCACUUUUCGUGCACACAAACCUACGACUGCGAGACGCAAGCCUCAAUCCAGGCUCACCCGUGCUCCGGUUGACGCGUGCCGGUGAUACGGCCUGGGGUCCACUGCCAGGCAACGAUUGGGCGAUCUUCCAGCACAACCACAGCGGCUACGAACCGCUCGAGUGGGCCCAGAAGAACGUCAUGGACUAUCCGACGGACGGUGUGGCACAACCGCCGCUAGCAACCGUCCUGCAGGAUCACGGCCAGCUCGAUGGCAUCCAGCGGAUACUGUUCGGUUCGGGGCUAAAGUUCUGGCUCCACCGAUUACUGUUUCUCGAUUCGCUGUCCUACCUGAGCCACGGGCAAUUGAGCUUAAACCUCGAUCGACGCAUCCUGAUCGACAUCGACGAUAUCUUCGUCGGAGAAAAGGGCACUCGGUUGAAGCCGGACGACGUGCAUGCGCUGAUUGCGACGCAAAACCGCAUCGCCGAGAUGGUGCCUGGGUUCCGGUUUAACUUGGGCUUUUCGGGAAAGUAUUUCCAUCACGGGACGCACGAGGAAAACCUAGGUGAUGAUAUGCUGCUGCGCAACGUGGCCCAGUUCAACUGGUUUUCGCACAUGUGGAACCACCAGCAGCCGCAUUUGUACGAGAACGUAACGCAGCUCAUGAACGAUAUGAUGCUGAACAAGGACUUCGCCAAGGAGCACGGUAUCCCGACCGAUUCGGGGUACUCGGUGUCACCGCAUCACUCGGGUGUCUAUCCGGCGCACGAGCUGCUUUACACCGCGUGGAAGAAGGUGUGGAACAUCAAAGUCACUUCGACGGAGGAGUAUCCGCAUCUGCGGCCUGCCCGAUUGCGACGGGGCUUCAUUCAUCGCAACAUUAUGGUGCUACCACGGCAAACAUGCGGUCUGUUCACGCACACCAUCUGCAUCGACAGCUACCCGGGCGGACGGGACAAGCUGGAUGAAUCGAUCCGUGGUGGCGAGCUGUUCCAGACGAUCGUGUACAACCCGAUCAACAUCUUCAUGACGCACAUGUCGAACUAUGGCAAUGAUCGGUUGGCGCUGUACACGUUCGAGUCCGUCAUCAAGUUCCUGCGUUGCUGGACCAACCUGAAGCUUACGUCCGUGCCACCGCUGCAGCUCGGCGAGCUGUACUUCAAGCUGCACCCGGAGGAGCGCGAUCCGAUCUGGGGCAACCCGGCGGAUGAUCCACGCCACGCGAAGAUCUGGUCCGGGAACAAACGGCACACGACGCUACCGAAGCUGCUCGGUCUCGGGCCGCAGAAAACGGGCUCGACGGCGUUCUACACGUUUCUCAGCAUGCACCCGGCGGUCGCUAGCAACCUACCGAACACGGACACGUUCGAGGAGAUUCAGUUCUUCAACGGGAACAACUACUACCGGGGGUUGGAUUGGUAUCUGAACUUUUUCCCCCUGCAACCGAACGACACGGACGACAAGUUCAUGUUCGAAAAGUCGGCCACGUACUUCGAUGGAGAUCUCGUGCCGAAGCGUGCCCACGCGCUGCUGCCAAAGGCGCAACUGGUGACGAUACUGAUAUCGCCCGCGAAACGCGCCUACUCCUGGUAUCAGCACAUCAAGGCACACGGGGAUCCCGUCGCGAACAACUACAGCUUUUACCAGGUCAUCACUGCCUCGGAAGCGGAACCGAAAGCGCUGCGGGACCUACGAAACCGCUGCCUCAAUCCGGGAAAGUAUGCGCAACAUCUAGAACGGUGGCUGGCGUGCUACCCGCAGCAGCAACUGUACAUCAUUGACGGGGAGCAGCUAAAGUCGAACCCGGUCGCGGUCAUGACUGACCUGCAGCGCUUCCUGAAGCUGCCCCAUUACGACUACAGCCGGCAUCUGCGAUUCGACAAUAAGAAGGGCUUCUACUGCCAGGUGGUGUCGGAGAACCGCAACAAGUGUCUCGGGAAGUCGAAAGGCCGCCAGUACCCACCGAUGGACGAUCGCAGCUCGAAAAUGCUGCAAAAGUACUAUCGCAUUCACAACCAAGCGCUGGUGAAGCUGCUGAAGAAGCUUGGGUCACGACCGAUCCCUCAGUGGCUGAAGGAGGACCUGUCGGUGACGUCUUAA